Drosophila biarmipes is the source of this 5112-nucleotide messenger RNA. RefSeq names its product protein transport protein Sec24A (gene Sec24AB). Gene Ontology annotation, cellular component: endoplasmic reticulum exit site; COPII vesicle coat. Bases 555 to 4196 code for a protein of 1213 amino acids. The transcript has 10 exons. The record is from RefSeq and is a predicted model, not a curated record. Gene Ontology annotation, biological process: endoplasmic reticulum to Golgi vesicle-mediated transport; COPII-coated vesicle cargo loading; intracellular protein transport. Lineage: Eukaryota; Metazoa; Arthropoda; Insecta; Diptera; Drosophilidae. Gene Ontology annotation, molecular function: zinc ion binding; SNARE binding.
AUCGAUAGUCGCUUCGAAUUUGAAAACAUCGAUGCAUCGAUUUCUUCACCUCUACUCUAAAUUUUUUGUUCUGGAAAAUGCAAAAAGUUUGCAUUUGUUAAGUUAAUUGUGCUUAGCAGCGAACGACGCCAAGUCCACGGAAUCCGCCUGCCCGACCAGGAGGUGUCCGCAUCCAACCGGAGCACGCGAGAAGCGUCAGAAAUCGCGAGCGAGCGAGAGUAGUGCGGAAGGAAGUUUUCGAGAGUGGAGAGAGCGCAGGGCAGUGCCGUGAAAAUCGUUUAAUUCGCCUUCGCGGAGCAAAAGCCAGCCCAGGAUUCACCCACAUCCCACGGUAAAGUGCCCAGCCAGCGGAUUCCACAACUUCCGCGGCCAUUUCCACGAAACAAAAGGCGGAAAGGCCAACAGCUAGCAGCUCGCAGCAAAAUUGCCAAUCAAGGGCGCAAGAAGAAGAGGCAACUACAAAGUGCAAGUGCUGGUCGAGAAACUACAUGCCACUGGGAACUGAAGCUCGGAAAGGUGAUAAGUGACGGACCUCGAACUUAUGAAUUAGCAGCAUGUCGGCCUACAAUUCGAACUUCGUGCCUCCCGCCCACGCUCCCAUGCCUGUGAACGGCAACAAUCUGGUGAACGGCCUGCCAGGAGGCGUCCAGCAGCAGCAGCAGCCAGGUCCUCCAACUGGCCAGCCUUAUCUGCUACAAAAGCAGCCACAACAGUUCCAGCAGCCACCUCCCGCAGCAGCCUAUCCGGGAGCAGGAACAACGGGUAGUCAGCCACCGCCGCCUCAGUUCAACAGCGGCAUUGCGAGCCAGUUCUUGCCGCCCACGUCUGGAGCAGCUCCUCCUGUGCAACAACAUCUGCCGCCCAGCACGUUGCCGCCCCACAUGCGUCCGCCCACCGUCAACGGACCACCCCUCACCAACGGCAGCAAUGGAGCGUCCAGCGCCAACUCCUCACGCACUGCCUCCCCAAGGCCAAUAGGAGCAGCUCCUCAAUAUACCCAAGGACCCAUCGCUGCAGCGCUUAACAAUCCGCCACCGGCGUCAGGACUGCGGCAUUCGCCUCAACCCGCCAGCCAAUCCCUGGCUAACUUGACAAACAACCUGGAUAAUCUGAACUUGAAUCCGAACCGGACAAACGGAGGCGCAAAUGUCGUGCCGCCACCCCAGCAACAGUACCCGCCUCUGACGCAAAAGGAUUUCAGGGGCGUGGCUACGGCGCAAACUGGUCCACCGCAGUUCAACGAUGCCAGCAGUUUAUUGGCGGCCAGCGGAGUGGCUCCAAUAGUUCCAAAUGCCAUGGCGACGCCAUUUAGUGGACAGAAACCUCCAAACUUGGGUCCGAAUCCGGCCAAGAUGUUUGGAAGUGCAACGAUGACCGUAAGACAUCCCCCUCCGCAGGCAGGGCAGAGAAUCCCAUACGGAGUGCCUCCACCGACUAACUCCGAGCAGCAAAACCAGCAGAACAACAACAUCCAGAGGGCAGCGCCGCCUCCAGGAGCAGCAGCAGCCUGGCCGCCCAGUGUGGCAAAGCCAGUGGUGCCUGGAGCGCAGCCCCCUCUGCCGCAGCCGCAGCAGCAAGCCCAACUGCCUCCGCCGCAGCAGCAAGCCCAACUGCCUCCGCCACAGCAGCAAGCUCAACUGCCUCCGCCGCAGCAGCAACCCCAGGCGCAACCGUAUCCCUACUCCCAGGCGUAUCAAUCAGCGCCACAACAACAACCACCUCCCCAUCAGUCUGCAGUGCAGCCACCUCCGGGAAUGUUUGGAGCCCAGCCCACCGGAGCUCCACUGCAGUAUCAGGCCCAGGCGCCUCCGCAGGCCUACGGACAACAACUUCAGCAACCAGCCCAGGCGGCACCUGGAGGACCCUUUUCCGCUCCUGCUCCACUUAAUGUUGCUCAGCAAGGAUUUAGCAGAUUGUGGGGACAGGACACCAUCGACCUUAUGCAGAACCGGCACAUCUUGUCACCAGCAACUCUACCACCGCCAAAAGUGGUCCUGCACAACCAGUUCCACGAGUCGAUCAACUGCAGUCCGAGCAUCAUGCGCUGCACACUGACCAAGAUCCCCGAGAGCAAUAAUCUGCUGCAGAAGUCACGUCUCCCGCUGGGCAUUGUGAUACAUCCGUUCCGCGAUGUAAAUAGCCUGCCUGUCAUUCAGUGCAUCAACAUUGUGCGCUGCCGGCUGUGCCGCACUUACAUCAAUCCCUUCGUCUACUUUGUGGACAGCAAGAUGUGGAAGUGCAAUCUGUGCUACAGAGUCAAUGAAUUGCCCGACGAUUUCCAAUUUGAUCCGGCCACCAAGACCUACGGCGACGUGACUCGACGGCCCGAGGUGCGCUCCAGCACCAUCGAGUUUAUUGCCCCUUCGGAGUACAUGCUGCGUCCACCGCAGCCGGCCAUGUACCUGUUUCUCUUCGACGUCUCGAUCAUUGCGCAGCAGAGUGGCUACCUGGAGGCCGCCUGUGCCGUGCUCAACCGUCACCUGGACGAGAUGCCUGGAGAUGCACGCACUCAGGUGGGAUUCAUCUGCUUCGACAGCUUCGUGCACUUCUACAGCAUGGCUGAGGGGCUCAACCAGCCGCAUGAAAUGACUCUGCUGGAUAUUGAGGACCCCUUUCUGCCGCGACCCGACAGUCUGCUGGUGAAUCUGAAGGAGUGCAAGGAGCUUGUGCGGGAUCUACUGAAGCAGCUGCCUAAGCGGUUCGCCCACACCCACGAUCCGGGCUCCGCCUUAGGAGCUGCUCUGCAGGUGGCUUUUAAGCUUAUGCAAGCGUCAGGCGGCCGCAUCACCGUCUUUCAAUCGUGCCUUCCCAACAAGGGACCCGGCGCCCUGGAGCCGCGCGAAGAUCCCAACAAUCGCUCGGCCAAGGAUGUGGCGCACCUAAAUCCGGCCACCGACUUCUACAAACGCUUCGCCCUGGAGUGCUCCGGCUAUCAGAUAGCCUGUGACCUCUUCCUGAUGAACCAGCAGUACAGCGACAUGGCAACCAUUUCUGGCAUCAGCAAGCACAGCGGUGGCUGUAUUCACCACUUCCCACUCUAUCAGAAGACCAAGCCGCACAUGGUAGACUCGUUCCGUACGUGCUUUAAGCGCUAUCUGACCAGAAAGAUCGGUUUCGAAGCGGUGAUGCGUAUACGCUGCACUCGCGGCCUGCAGGUGCACACAUUCCAUGGCAACUUCUUUGUGCGCUCCACGGACCUGCUCUCGUUGCCAAACGUGAAUCCGGAUGCGGGCUAUGGCAUGCAGAUUUCCUACGACGAGAGUCUGACGGACGUGAAGACCAUCUGCUUCCAAGCCGCGCUCCUCUAUACGAACAGCGAGGGUGAGCGGCGGAUCAGGGUGCAUACAGUGUGCCUGCCGGUGACUGCUUCGCUGCCAGAGGUCAUGCACUCGGCGGACACGGAGGCCAUUAUCGGGCUGCUGUCUAAAAUGGCUGUGGAUCGUUCGGUGGCCUCCAACUUGUCGGACGCCCGGGACGCCUUCAUCAACGCCACGAUCGACGUGUACAACGCCUUCAAGAUUGCACAAAAUCUGCCAUCGGGCCAAUCGGGUCAGUUGAUAGCCCCACGCAGCCUGGCGUUGCUGCCGCUUUAUAUCCUCGGCUUGCUGAAGCACCCCGCCUUCCGUGUGGGCACCAGUACACGACUGGAUGAUCGCGUCUUCGCCAUGGACUGCAUGAAGACGCUUCCACUAGACCAGCUGAUGAAGUACGUCUACCCAGAGCUGUAUAAAAUCGAUGCGCUGAUCUACCACGCCCGCAAUUUGAACGUUGCUUCGACGCAGGACGACGACGAGGAGGAGGAUGAACCGCUGCCGGAGUUGCCGCGCCUGCAACUAUCCGCGGAACAUUUGGACUCGCGAUCGAUAUUCCUGAUGGAUUGCGGUACACUGAUAAUGCUCUAUGUCGGGCUCAACGUGCCACCCGAUGUUUUGGAAGCUGUGCUGGGCAUCAGCUCCACAUCCGAGCUGGGUGACUAUGUAUACGGAUUGCCGAAUGUUGUGAGCAACGAGAACGAUGUGCUGAAGCGCUUUAUUUUGCGACUCAACUACGAUAAGCCCUACUCGGCGCUGGUGCAGAUAAUUAGGGACACGAGCACGGCCAAGGGCCAGUUCAUCGAGAGAUUAACCGACGAUCGCAGUGAAUCUAGUUUGUCAUACUAUGAAUUUUUGCAACACAUUCGGGCUCAGGUUAAAUAGUACAUAAGCAGGAAAUCCUACCACUAUUGUAUGCUACAUAAAUACGAGUUUCUUAGAACCUAAAAACUCAGACUCUGGUGACCAAGCAAGAUGCGAAUGCAGGCGAAACUGGCGCAACACAAUGGAUACCAGCAUGGGACACACAUCCACUAGAUUCCCCACAUCCCUACCCCUUUCCCACUCUCUCGGCUUAGGUAAUUUUAAAGUGCAUGUAUUUAUUUAUUUGUUGAUUUGUUGCACUAAAAAAUAAAAUUAAAUCAAUCAAAGAACAUACACAUAGUAAAUGCGAGAGAGCUAACUUGUCACAAUUGUAACUAGAGAUCGUUGCCAGUUCGACUUGGGCGAACAUUAGUCAAAAGUCCAGCUAGCCAGUCAGUAGAGCUCCCCUGCAAGCGGAUUGCACUGUUAUUUAUUAUAGAUAUUUUAUGCAAUAAACCAACGCAACUGUUGUAAAUUAUAAUUUAACGCGAUUUUUGUUCGUUCCAACUGCUUCUAACAUUCUGCAAACUCUCAGUCCCACAAAUUGUUAUCGCUUAUCCCACUUGUUUGCUGUUUUCAGUAGUACUAUAUUUAUUUUCCGGAAUCCAGAGGAAUCUAUCAGACAAUUCUAUUUAUUUAUAAGUCGAAGGAAAGGCGCUUGUUGCACUGUAGUUAGCGAACUUAUUUCAAACGAAUGUACGGGAACAGAUUUGGUAUUGUGUAUUGCAUUGAUCGGACUGCUAGGAAGUGAAUGUCUUAAGCUUAGAAAGAAUAUUAUACUGUAUCAACAAAAAGAGACCCCACACCUGUACACCCCAGGUUGUCGUUCUUUGAGUUGGCUACCUAAUCGAAAAACCAUAAACAUAUACUGUACUAUACUUUAUACAUACACGAGUACAUCAAGAUAUAAAGCGAAAUAAAUUUUAAUUAAAUCAUA